Molecule: messenger RNA, 2787 nt
Organism: Exophiala dermatitidis NIH/UT8656
Lineage: Eukaryota; Fungi; Ascomycota; Eurotiomycetes; Chaetothyriales; Herpotrichiellaceae
Product: chitin synthase 2
Exons: 2
Coding region: 1-2787 (928 amino acids)
Cellular component (GO): cell periphery; cell septum
Molecular function (GO): chitin synthase activity
Source: RefSeq, a predicted model, not a curated record
AUGGCCUACAACCGUCUAGGCAGUCCCCAGCGGGAUGGUCCUUAUUCUCCCAGCGCUCAACCUCAAUACGACUCGAGAUCGCCCUCGCCAGGUCGACCCUUACAGCCCUAUAUCCAUCCUGACGAAGCCUACGCGCGACAGCAGCCUCUGCAUUUGCAAAUGCCCACCGCCUCUGAUGACCGACUAGCCAUGCAGCCUACGUAUUCGGUCGAGAAUGUUCACAACCCCCAAGCCUACGGUCAGCAGUAUGGGCAGCAUCUCCCCGACUCUGGGGACAUGGGUUACGGCAGAAACGAUUACAUAGUUUCUCCCGAAGAGCAUCAUGAUGCCUAUUACACACAACCAUAUUCCCCUCAUCCACAAGGCGACUAUGCCUUAGAUCCUUAUCCUUCCCACGAUGAACCCUACAGACCAGAUACCGACAAUGUGCCAAUACUCCAGCCAGAUUCGGCUUACGGCCCAGAUCCGCACACGCAGCCGGGAAUGGACUACGACGACUACCAGGAAGAACCUCGCCCUACGCCGUCGCCAGCCCCGAUUAGGCGCUGGAAAACAGUCAAGGAGGUGCAGUUGUUCAAUGGAAAUCUAGUGCUGGAUUGCCCUGUGCCACCAAAGCUUUUAGCCAACGUUCCUCACGCGAAACCUCCUGAAAGAGACGAAUUCACGCACAUGAGAUACUCGGCGGCUACAUGUGAUCCGUCCGACUUCCACAAUGAAAGAUUCACGUUGCGGCAACGGCUCUUUGCGAAACCUAGACAGACGGAGUUGUUCAUUGUGGUUACGAUGUAUAACGAAGACGAGUUUCUGUUUGCACGCACGAUGAUUGGUGUAUUCAAAAACAUCGAGUUCAUGUGUAACCGCAGUUCCAGCAAGACUUGGGGAAAGGAAGCAUGGAAGAAGAUCGUCGUCUGUAUCGUCAGCGACGGACGUGCUAAGAUCAAUCCAAGAACCAGGGCUGUUCUUGCCGGUCUCGGUGUUUACCAAGAUGGCAUUGCCAAACAACAAGUCAACGGUAAAGACGUUACUGCUCACAUCUACGAAUAUACCACGCAAGUCGGCUUGGAACUCAAAGGCACGCAGGUUUCCCUCAAGCCUCGAUCGGCUACGCCUGUGCAACUGCUAUUCUGUUUGAAGGAGAAGAACCAGAAGAAAAUCAACUCGCAUCGUUGGUUUUUCCAAGCCUUUGGUCGAGUCCUGGAUCCGAAUAUUUGCGUAUUGAUUGACGCGGGAACAAAACCGGGAAAAGACUCCAUCUACCAGCUGUGGAAGGCUUUUGAUUUGGAGCCCAUGUGUGGCGGUGCCUGUGGUGAAAUCAAGGUCAUGUUGGACCAUGGCAAAAAACUCCUCAAUCCUCUUGUCGCCACGCAGAACUUCGAGUACAAGAUGUCCAAUAUCCUGGACAAGCCGCUCGAGUCCGCUUUUGGCUUCAUUUCCGUUUUACCGGGUGCCUUUUCCGCUUAUCGCUAUGUUGCCUUGCAGAAUGACAAGAACGGCGUGGGUCCCCUGGAAAAAUACUUCAAGGGAGAAACGAUGCACGCUGAUGCAGGAGUCUUCACUGCCAACAUGUAUCUUGCCGAAGAUCGCAUUCUCUGUUUCGAGCUAGUCAGCAAACGCAACUGUCGGUGGAUUCUGCAGUACGUCAAAUCCGCCACGGGUGAGACCGAUGUCCCGGACCGAAUUCCAGAGUUUGUGCUGCAACGACGACGAUGGUUGAAUGGCUCAUUUUUUGCCGCCGUGUACGCAGUUGCACACGUAUACCAGCUUUGGCGAAGCGACCACAGUUUCCUCCGCAAACUCAUGUUUCUGAUCGAAUUCACCUAUCAGACGAUCAACAUGCUUUUUGCCUGGUUCGCAAUUGGCAACUUUUUUCUGGUGUUCAGGCUCUUGACGGCCUCGUUAGGCACAAAGGAGACACUGGGAACGGCAGGCACAGUACUAGGAGUGGUCUUUGAAUUUGUGUAUCUCGGAACACUCCUUUACUGCUUCAUCUUAUCCAUGGGUAACAGGCCACAAGGAAACCCGAAGUCAUACAUGAUGAUGGUGAUUUUCUGGUCGGUGCUCAUGGUUUGGUUGACGUUCGCCUCCAUUUUCUUGACGGUUAAAUCGAUCGAGACCGAAGUCCAACAAAAGGACUUUAGCUUCUCCACGAUCUUCAACAACAGCACAUUUUUCGGUCUUAUUGUGUCCCUUGCCAGUACUUACGUACUUUGGUUCGUGGCGAGCUUCUUGUUCUUCGAUCCUUGGCAUAUGUUCACUUGCUUCCUCCAGUAUAUUGUCCUCACACCAACCUACAUCAACGUUCUGAACAUCUACGCCUUUUGCAACACUCACGACAUCACAUGGGGUACGAAAGGUGACGACAAAGCCGAGAAGCUUCCCAGCGCAAAUGUCAAACCCGGUGGCAAGGUGGACGUGUUAAUUCCACAGGACGAUGGAGAUUUGAACGCUCAGUACGAUUCCGAAUUGAAGAAGUUCGCCACCAAGCCACCCAAAGAAGUCAAAGCACCCAAUCCAGCCGAUAAACAGGAGGAUUACUACAAAUCUUUCCGAAGCAAUGUCGUCACAGCGUGGAUGAUCACCAACUUCAUCUUGGUUGCCGCGGUUUUGAACAUUGCAGGGUUUGACCGGAUAAACGUCCAUGAUACCCAGCAGCAGAAUUCGACAAUCUACCUGGCCGUUAUUCUGUGGUCGGUAGCCGGAUUGUCUCUUUUCAGAUUCACUGGGGCCUGUUGGUUUUUGGUUGUGAGGAUGGUGAGUUUGGAAAUAUGGUCCGUUUGCAAGGUUUGA